AUGGCGGGGCAGACCCGCCCCCUGGCAAGGAAGCGCGGUGGCCCUGCCCCCCGGCCUUGGCAGGGCGAGGCGCCCUUGGCCACCGGCGCAACAGGAACUGCCGGCGCCACCUUCUUCGACCGCCCAAUCAAGGAGUCUGUCUGUGUACGGGCUCCUCUUCCAGCGUGCUUUGACUACUUGCGAGGCGCCAAGUGCGUCCGGCCACACGCCCGGCCACGACGACCAACGGCGGCGCAGGUUCAGUGGUUCACCAAGAGCGGGCGUCACGCGGCCACGGUGGCGCUGGUGCUGUUCCCUCCCGCUGGCACCAAUAUGUGCAUCAUGUCAGCAGCUCUACAGACUACCGUAGCUCCUUCCCCUGCAAUACUGUGA
Molecule: messenger RNA, 372 nt
Organism: Miscanthus lutarioriparius
Lineage: Eukaryota; Viridiplantae; Streptophyta; Magnoliopsida; Poales; Poaceae
Source: the annotation of a GenBank genome assembly